This is a messenger RNA of Cladophialophora psammophila CBS 110553, 387 nucleotides long. RefSeq lists its product as uncharacterized. Lineage: Eukaryota; Fungi; Ascomycota; Eurotiomycetes; Chaetothyriales; Herpotrichiellaceae. Bases 1 to 387 code for a protein of 128 amino acids. The record is from RefSeq and is a predicted model, not a curated record. The transcript has a single exon.
AUGGUUCUAGGAAGGAGGACCAAGCACCACCCCGGUGGAACAACAGUCACCACCACCACUACGACCACUCACCACCCGCCUGAUGAACUAAAUGCCAGCGGCGCUCGUGCGGUACGCACUAAACCCACUCUCAAGCAGCGCCUGUUGGGUGGAAGACGCACCAGGGCCACUGCCGCCACACCCACACGAAGACGUCGCGUCGGCGUGCGUCGUCGCACCCCAGCAACAACCACUGCCACCCCGCGCCGUAAAGCCAGUGUCGGCGACAAAAUCUCUGGCGCGAUGCUGAAGUUGAAAGGAACUCUUACGCGAAGGCCUGGGCAAAAGGCUGCAGGGGCCAGACGAAUGCACGGGACAGACGGGAGGGGCACCCGUCGAUACUACUAA